AUGCUAUCAGGUGGUCGUGGCAUCGUUCAGCUGCCCUACCAGACGAUCGAGGCUACUGCGCGAGGUGGCUUGAAGGACUUCGAGGAUGCUUGUGGAUAUUUGGAAUUCCAGGAUGACCAAACUGAGUAA
Protopolystoma xenopodis is the source of this 129-nucleotide messenger RNA. Lineage: Eukaryota; Metazoa; Platyhelminthes; Monogenea; Polystomatidea; Polystomatidae. The record is from the annotation of a GenBank genome assembly.